CGCCCAGGGCGCGCGGGCUCCUGGGCGCCUGGACCUCCGCCCCCUGACUUCGGGUCGCCGCUGUUUCUUGGGCUCCGUGCAGGUUGCUACUCAGCCAGGUCUUGUGCCUGUCGCUGCCUUCGCCAUCUGCUCCAUGGCUUUCGUAACCAGGCAGUUCGUGCGCUCCAUGUCCUCCUCCUCCAGCGCCGCGGCCUCGGCGAAAAAAAUCCUCGUCAAGCACGUGACAGUCAUCGGCGGUGGGCUGAUGGGCGCCGGCAUUGCCCAGGUUGCUGCAGCAACUGGCCACACAGUAGUGUUGGUGGACCAAACAGAGGACAUCCUGGAAAAAUCUAGAAAGGGAAUUGAGGAAAGUCUUCGGAAAGUGGCCAAGAAGAAGUUUGCAGAAAACCCCAAGGGUGCUGAUGAGUUUGUGGCGAAGACCCUGAGCAGCAUAUCGACCAGCACGGAUGCAGCAUCCGUGGUCCACAGCACAGACUUGGUGGUGGAGGCCAUCGUAGAGAAUCUGCAGGUGAAGAACGAGCUGUUCAAGAGGCUGGACAAGUUUGCCGCCGAACACACAAUCUUUGCCAGCAACACUUCCUCUUUGCAGAUCACAAGCCUAGCCAAUUCCACCACCAGACAGGACCGGUUCGCCGGGCUCCAUUUCUUCAACCCGGUGCCUUUGAUGAGGCUUGUGGAGGUCAUUAAAACACCAAUGACCAGCCAGAAGACGUUUGAAUCUCUGCUAGACUUCAGCAGAGCCCUGGGAAAGCAUCCUGUUGCUUGCAAGGACACGCCUGGGUUUAUCGUGAACCGUCUUCUGGUGCCGUACCUCAUGGAAGCAGUCAGGCUGUGUGAGCGAGGUGAAGCAUCCAAGGAGGACAUCGACACGGCGAUGAAGCUGGGCGCCGGCUACCCCAUGGGUCCGUUUGAGCUUCUUGAUUAUGUUGGGCUGGAUACUAUGAAGUUCAUCCUAGAUGAUAAGGAGCCUUAGUAGACCUUCCAAAGUCCUGUCCCACCAGCUGAAAGAUUCAAGUAACAUGACUGAAGGAAAAAUAUGACUGCCUAGUCUCAUAAGGUAACUUUUAAAAAAUCUUUCUGUUUUGAAAGAAUUGUGAACUCAUAGGAAGUCCCACAUUCAGUGAAAUACAGCACAGACAGGGCCUGGGUACUAGUUUCCCCUUAGGGCUGUAUCUCCUAGCAGCCACAGUGGUAGCAGAGCCAGGAAACUGGCAUUGGUACACAGUCAUUCUGUCAGGCAUGCUGAUCUGUGUAGCCACUGCAUUCAAGAUGCAGAACCAUUUAAAACUGUGUAUUCAUUUUACUGUAGUGGCUACUGAAGUUGAAUGUAGCUCAUAGUACCAAGUUGUACGAAGAAUACCUAUGGGAAGGAGCAAGGGGAGGUUCUAGUGGAAGCAAGAACUUUAUGAAGAUAUAAAAUACCAGUAGCAGCAAAUUCAGAUUUUUAACAUGCCUGAAAGUCAUUUCACUGUGUCACUGAGGGGUCCAGCCACCAGAUUAAUGGACACCUUUGGCAUCAGCUAUUUCCAGGAAGGGGUUGGAUGAACAGAAGGGCCAUGGGAGAGCUGGGCCUCAAGCGAGACACAGCCCAGUGGUGCAACCCUGCUUUGAGGCUCAUGUUCAGCCUUCCCUCUGCCUCUGCGAGUCUGGAGGCAGAGCGUGGGGAGAAGGGUUCCUACUCUGACGUGGGAGAGGCCCACGGGCCUCACUCAUGCGAUUCAGGCCAACAGACUCACCCUGGGAAUGCUGAGAUGUAAAAUAAACCCAGCACUUCAUCCUAAGCUCUUUUUCCCUCUCUCAAUAGGUUGGCAUGAAAUGGACUCAAAGAACCCCCUGUUUCAGCCCUGCCCAUUCCUGAAUAAGCUGGUGGCAGAGAAAAAGUUUGGCAAGAAA
This is a messenger RNA of Bubalus bubalis (water buffalo), 1893 nucleotides long. RefSeq names its product hydroxyacyl-CoA dehydrogenase (gene HADH). Lineage: Eukaryota; Metazoa; Chordata; Mammalia; Artiodactyla; Bovidae. Gene Ontology annotation, biological process: fatty acid beta-oxidation. Gene Ontology annotation, cellular component: mitochondrion. The transcript has 8 exons. The record is from RefSeq and is a predicted model, not a curated record. Bases 134 to 973 code for a protein of 279 amino acids. Gene Ontology annotation, molecular function: NAD+ binding; (3S)-3-hydroxyacyl-CoA dehydrogenase (NAD+) activity.